Molecule: messenger RNA, 393 nt
Organism: Protopolystoma xenopodis
Lineage: Eukaryota; Metazoa; Platyhelminthes; Monogenea; Polystomatidea; Polystomatidae
Source: the annotation of a GenBank genome assembly
AUGACAACCUCCGAGAAGCUGAGAUAUCCUGUCCCUGUCCAUCGGAGUGAGGUAUUUCUGCCGUGCGAAGUUCGCCUCCAACUCGCCGAUCUGGGCAUUCGAGAAGGUGGUUCGAGUCUUUCGUCUCCUCCGAAGGACCAUCUUCAGUCGGUCCUCUGCCCCGUGCCCAUCAGACGCAACAGAUUGCCGCCUAAAACCAAUUAUGUCCUCGAGAUACCCCGCCUAGGCAACGACAGUGCCUGUCUCCAGUCGGACCAGCAGAAGAUAAUGGGAAAAGCUGUCUGGAUGAAUUGGCCUUGUCGUCCGGUGACUGGGAAACAUGACAGGCCGACCUGUUCAUCCGUCAUUUGUGUCCUCUGUCCCCUUGUCCCACUCUCCGGCGUGUCAAGAUAA